Messenger RNA from Acytostelium subglobosum LB1, 327 nucleotides. RefSeq lists its product as hypothetical. The record is from RefSeq and is a predicted model, not a curated record. Gene Ontology annotation, cellular component: EKC/KEOPS complex. Bases 1 to 327 code for a protein of 108 amino acids. NCBI's taxonomy places the organism in Eukaryota, Evosea, Eumycetozoa, Acytosteliales, Acytosteliaceae. The transcript is spliced from 3 exons.
AUGGACGACAAUGAACCAUUGAUGGAGGAUGACGACUACAGUGAUGAGGAGACAAGAGCAAAGAGAGUAGUUGAUCAUAAACAUCUAAAGUAUAAAUAUGAGGCAGAGUUUGAUUACAAGACAACUCAAUACGCUACAUUCGUUAUGAAUGCUCUAGAGGUUGACAAGGAGAUCAAUUUGAAUACAUAUAGGAAGUACUCUGUAGAGGACUCAAAGUUUAGAAUACUGUACGCAUCGAACAAUCCAGAUGACCUGAGGAGAUCUUUGAAUUCAUUCUAUGACAUGCUGUUGAUGGCUACAAGGACACUGAACUCAUUCCCAUGUUGA